Nicotiana attenuata is the source of this 1473-nucleotide messenger RNA. RefSeq lists its product as uncharacterized. The record is from RefSeq and is a predicted model, not a curated record. The transcript has 4 exons. The coding region runs from base 1 to 1473 and encodes 490 amino acids. NCBI's taxonomy places the organism in Eukaryota, Viridiplantae, Streptophyta, Magnoliopsida, Solanales, Solanaceae.
AUGGCCAGUUUAACAGUGUUGUUGCGUCAUUCUGGCAAGUGGAACGAUGAGGGCAAUUACGUCGAUUUUUCAAUUGAGGGAAUACUGAUAAAGGAGUAUGCGUCGUACAAUGAUUUGGUUGCUUCAAUUUCUAAUCAUCUGGGCAUAGAUUUGAGCUCAAAUUCCAUUAGAAUUCAAUACAAAGUAGAAGGAAAUUGCACGCCAAUAGAAAUACACAAUGAUAUGGGUUACAGGGUGUAUGUAGAGUUGAAAAAAGAGAACAGAGAAUUCGGGAUGUAUCCUUUGUGCAUAACAACUAUUGAAAAAGAACUUGUAUCCGGAGGUAGUUUAAAUCAAGGCGACAUUGUGCAAAUAGGCGAAGCAGUUCAAAGGUAUGAUUCCGAUACAGAUGAUACACUGGCUCUAGGUUUUGUCAAUUCAGGAGAAGCAAUUGGGGUGUUCAAACUGGACAAGGAUUUGAUAAUUUCAAAAACUAAUCAAAGGGAGGUUGUGGCUGGACAAAUGUAUAAGGAUAAGGCUACAUUGAAAGAGGUGAUGGAGAAUUAUGUUAUAUCUCAAAGGUUUCAAUUCCGGGUUAAUAGGUCUAAUGCUGUCAGCUAUGCGAUACUAUGUCUUUCAGAAGAUUGUGAAUGGAGGUUUAAGGACAAGGUGUAUGAGCAGCGGCAGGCAAGUAGCAGCCUUAUAGGUGGUAUGGUUAGGCCUAAGCUUACUAAUCAUAAGAGGAAAUACACCCCAAAGGAUAUUAUUGAUGAUGUGAAAACAGAUUUAGGUGUAGAUGUUAGCUACAUGUUGGCGUGGAGGGCUAAAGAAAAGGCAAUGAAUUUUUUGAGAGGUGAACCGGCUGAUUCAUACAAAAAAUUACCAGGAUACUUAUAUACAAUGGAUAUGACAUAUCCAGGUUCCCACAUCAGAAUGGUAAAAUCACCCAAAAAGGACUUCAUGUACGUGUAUAUAUCUUUGUAUGCCUUUAUAAAGGGGUUUGAUCAUUGUAGACCCAUUGUUGUUGUGGAUGGAAGUCACCUAAAAUCUUACUACACCGGGACAUUCGUUUCGGCAAGCACGUUGGAUGGUGCAGGUCAUAUAUUGCCACUAGCAUAUGGUGUUAUUGAUUCAGAAAACGAUGCUGCUUGGACGUGGUUCUUUGAGCAAUUCAAGAUAGCAUACGGUUACAGGGAAAACAUGUGCAUCGUUUCAGAUAGAAAUGAGAGUAUCAUUAAAUCUGUAUCGAAAGUGUAUCCAGAUGGACCGCAUUUUGCUUGUAUAUGGCAUCUAUGGAACAACGUAUAUAAGAAAUUCAAAAAGAGCCAUGCCAAGUUGAGCGAGAUAUACUUCUCGAUGGCAAAAGCAUACACACAAGCUGAAUUUAACAGUCUGAUGGAGAAGGUGGAGAAGGUAGAUAUUAGGGUGAAAGAAUACUUAGAGUUAGCUGGAUACGAAAAGUGGGCUAGGUUACGUGUGCAUAAUUUUACAUAA